CUCUCUCUCUCCAAAACCUGUCUCACUUGCUCUCUCUCUUCUCUCUCUCUCUCUCUCUCUAGAACCCUCAUCGACCUUCCUCUGGAUUUUGCGUAAAGAAGGCCUGGUUUUGGUUUUUGUUAGAGUCGAAGUUGCCCGCCGAAUUUUUCGAGUAUCCCUGCCGUUCAGGUGAGAUUACACCUUUUGGGCUGUCAAAAUCAGACUCAAGGGUCAUCUUAAGCCUCUCUUGUGGAGGCUUCACCAUAGUCUUCUGCUUGAUCGUCUAAGGGGACACAAAGAUAAAGAUGACAGUUAGAGCUCCUGGAACACCAGCCUCAAAAGUGGAAAGAACACCUGUUUCAACACCAGGAGGCCCUAGAUCCAGGGAAGAGAAGAUCGUGGUCACAGUUCGUCUCAGGCCAUUAAACAAAAGGGAACAGUUAGCAAAAGACCAAGUUGCAUGGGAGUGUGCUGAUGACCAUAACAUUGUCUAUAAGCCGCAACCCCAGGAACGAGUAGCUCAACCUGCUUCGUUCACAUUUGAUAGAGUUUUUGGUCCUUUAAGCUUGACCGAAUCUGUCUAUGAGGAAGGGGUGAAGAAUGUGGCUUUAUCAGCUUUAAUGGGUAUAAAUGCAACCAUUUUUGCAUAUGGACAAACUAGCAGUGGUAAGACCUAUACGAUGCGAGGCAUAACAGAGAAGGCUGUGAAUGAUAUUUACCAGCAUAUAGUCAAUACACCGGAGAGAGAUUUUACCAUAAAGAUCUCUGGCUUGGAAAUAUACAAUGAAAAUGUCAAGGAUUUGCUAAAUUCAGAAUCGGGACGCAAUCUUAAGCUCUUAGAUGAUCCAGAGAAAGGAACUGUUGUGGAGAAGUUGGUUGAGGAGAAAGCAAAGAAUGAUCAGCACUUAAGGCAUUUGAUAAGCAUUUGUGAAGCUCAAAGACAAGUUGGUGAAACAGCCUUGAAUGAUAACAGCUCACGGUCACACCAGAUUAUACGGCUGACGAUCGAAAGCACUCUUCGUGAAAACUCAGAUUGUGUUAGAUCUUUCAUUGCAAGCCUGAACUUUGUUGAUCUAGCUGGAAGUGAAAGAGCCUCACAGACACAUGCUGAUGGUGCUAGACUCAGGGAAGGCUGCCACAUCAACCUUAGUUUGAUGACUUUGACAACAGUGAUUAGAAAGCUCAGUGUUGGAAAAAGAAGCGGCCAUGUACCCUACCGAGAUUCAAAGCUGACACGGAUACUGCAGCACUCUCUUGGUGGAAAUGCACGAACUGCAAUUAUUUGUACCUUGAGCCCGGCGCUUAGCCAUGUUGAACAAUCGCGAAACACUCUCUUCUUCGCUACUAGAGCGAAGGAAGUGACAAACAAUGCUCAAGUAAACAUGGUCGUUUCAGAUAAGCAGUUGGUGAAGCAUCUACAAAAGGAAGUUGCAAGAUUGGAAGCUGAGCUCCGAACCCCUGAUCCGGCGAAGGAAAAAGAUCAGAAAAUUCAAGAGAUGGAACUGGAGAUUCAGGAAUUGAGACGCCAAAGAGAUCUUGCACAAACACAGGUUGAUGAGCUGCGCAAAAAAUUCGAAGAGGAUGGGCAGGGCCAAAAUGUACUUGAAUCGCCUUGUCCUUCAGUGAAGAAAUGCCUUUCUUAUGCUGGUACAUUGACACCGGAAGAAGGAAGGGGACUGAGCCGCAGUGACAGGCCACGGAACAAAUUGCUGAGACUAUCUAUGAGGCAAUCGUCAACUGCUCCCUUCACACUCAUGCAUGAGAUUCGCAAACUUGAGAAUCUCCAGGACCAGCUCAGAGACGAAGCAAAUCGAGCUCUCGAAGUACUACAAAAAGAAGUCGCUUGUCAUAGGCUGGGAAAUCAAGAUGCAGCUGAGACAAUUGCAAAGCUGCAAGCAGAAAUAAGGGAAAUGUGUGCCGUCAGAUCAGCAGCACCCAAGGAAGUUGAAGUUGGAAAUGUCAUUGCAACUCACAAAAGUGUCAGUGCUAAUCUUAAGGAUGAGAUAACAAGACUUCAUUCACAAGGAAGCAACAUUGCAGAUCUUGAGGAGCAGCUUGAAAAUGUCCAGAAGUCUAUUGAUAAACUGGUGAUGUCUCUUCCAAGCAACCUUCAGAAUGGCAACAACGAAGCAACACCUAAGGCAAAGAGUCACACAAAAAGGAAAAAGCUGCUUCCUUUGGCUUCCAGCAACAGUGCUAACCGUUCAAAUUUCAUAAAAUCUCCUUGCUCUCCUCUAUCAGCUUCUAGACAAAUUCUGGAGGCUGAUUCUGAGAAUAGAGCUCCUGAGAACAACUGCGAGACUGUUUCUAAGGAUUCCUUGCAUGAACAUGAGAAAGAGAAUACUGCAAAGAAUGAAGACGGAGAAGUCACAUCAAAGGAAGGACCUCCGGGUUAUCGCCGUUCAAGUUCAGUUAAUAUGAGGAAAAUGCAGCAAAUGUUCCAAAAUGCAGCUGAAGAGAAUGUGAGAAGCAUAAGAGCAUAUGUCACUGAACUGAAAGAACGGGUGGCCAAAUUGCAAUACCAAAAGCAGCUUCUUGUUUGCCAGGUGUUGGAACUCGAAGCAAAUGAAGCAGCCGGACAUGAUUUACAAGAUGAUAACACGAAUGAGCCAGACCAGCCUCAGCUUCCCUGGAGUUUAACUUUCAAGGAGCAAAGGCAACAAAUCAUUGAGCUAUGGGAUGUGUGCUUCGUAUCCAUCAUCCACAGGACGCAGUUUUAUCUGUUAUUCAAAGGGGAUCCAGCUGAUCAAAUAUACAUGGAAGUGGAGCUUAGGCGUUUGACAUGGUUGCAGCAGCACUUAGCAGAACUUGGGAAUGCAAGUCCUGCGCAUGUGGGAGAUGAGCCCAUUGUGUCACUAUCAUCAAGCAUUAGAGCAUUGAAACGGGAGAGGGAAUUUCUGGCCAAAAGGUUGACCUCACGUUUGACCGCAGAGGAGAGAGAUGCCUUAUACAUUAAAUGGGAUGUGCCACUUGAGGGGAAGCAGAGGAAGCUGCAGUUUGUAAGCAAACUUUGGACAGAUCCUCAUGAUCCCCAACAUAUACAGGAAAGUGCUGAGAUAGUGGCCAAACUCGUAGGGUUUUCUGGAAGUGGAAACAUGUCAAAGGAGAUGUUUGAGCUUAAUUUCGCUGUUCCUGCUGAUAAAAGGACGUGGAUUAUGGGGUGGAACCAAAUCUCAAACCUUCUUAAUUUAUAAUCUACAGUAUUGAUUCUGUAAGUACACCUUUCAUAUCUCUUCUCUUGUACAUGGAAAUAGAACUUGGAGCUACUCUCCGGCGUUCUGAUUUUUUUCCCCAAUAUGGAGUGCCUCUAGAACAUUAUGCAACAUCAGCAUUUGGCAAUAUUAUCUUUUGUAAUUCUUAUCAGCAGAAUAAAGAAAAUUGAUUAUUCCCC
This is a messenger RNA of Rhodamnia argentea, 3370 nucleotides long. RefSeq names its product kinesin-like protein NACK1. The record is from RefSeq and is a predicted model, not a curated record. The transcript is spliced from 15 exons. Gene Ontology annotation, molecular function: microtubule binding; microtubule motor activity; ATP binding. Gene Ontology annotation, biological process: microtubule-based movement. Bases 285 to 3173 code for a protein of 962 amino acids. Lineage: Eukaryota; Viridiplantae; Streptophyta; Magnoliopsida; Myrtales; Myrtaceae.